UCAUCAGACGCAACAACAACAUUCGCUGGUAACGGACGGACGAGCCGAGGAAACCUGGUCAUCUACAAGCAGCAUCAUGAGGCUAGCACUAUUGAGCUGCUUUACGACAUGUUUUUCGUCGCGAACCUUGCACUGAUUAACUAUCUCAAACUCUUCACUAUGAUGUGGUUCACUUGGCUCUCCACUACCCUCUUCGAUGUCCGUUUCAGCAUCGAUUGCGUGUGGAAUCGAGUCCACAAAGCCAUCCAAUUUGGUGUCUUUACUGGCUUCGUCUUCGCAGGUCCUAUAUUCGACAGGUAUAACAACAGCGGAGACGCGAUGUCGUAUAAGCACUUCGCUAUCGUGCUCGUCGUAAGCAGGGUGGCGAUCGCCAUUCAAUAUGCUGUCGUUAUGUGGCAAGGCAGAAUGUUUCGACAAACCUUGGUGCCUCUGGGCCUUAGUGCUGCAGUACAUGCAACUGCGGCUGUCGGUUACGCAGUUACCUUGGUCGUAUUCCCAAAAGGAGCAGUUGGGCUUGACGAGCAGGUUACUUGGUUCGCUAUUUCUAUCGUCGAGGGUCUGUGCAUCUUCCUCAUCGCCAUGAUCUGGCGUAUCGUCAGCUUCAAGUAUACACAUUUAGUCGAGCGGCUGCAACUUCUCACUCUGAUCAUCAUCGGUGAAGGUGUCAUUGGCCUGAUCAAAAGCGUUGCGUGCAUCACGAAGGGUCAAUCAAAUAAUAACUCGAAAGAGGUUGGUACGGUGGCUGCAGCUGUCGUCAUCCUAUAUCUUCUUUGGAUGCUGUACUUUGAUCAGCUCUCCUCCGACCGCUUCGGCACUGUGCGCCAGCAAAUCUGGUCCCUUCUCCACUACCCUUUACAUAUGGCUAUCCUGCUCUGCGUAGAAGGCAAUACAUCCCUGAUAGUAUGGAACUCUGCCGUCCAGGCCUUGAAGUGGAUGUGGAGCCUCGAACCGAACGAUUACUCCGACCCUGCCUCCGGCUUUGACAACACAAGCGAGUACCUUAUUUACCUCAACGAAAGUAUGUAUAGUAUCAAUGCACGAUUCAAGAGCAAAUACUGGAACGCAAUGUAUGACUGGGAACGCAACUUUACUGCUAUUGAGAACUACACGGCAACAUAUGGGUUUCGCACUGAGCAGUGGAACAAUCGCACCGGCGACGUUGUUCGGUAUCUCUUCGACAACGCGCAAGUAUUCGUGUUCGAGGCACAUGCUGAUUCGCUUGCGAAGCUUAAUGCUGUCACUGCACCGUCGAAUGGUCCACGAUACAAACUCGAUCGCGUCUUCGAUGUUUUCAACGUGACUGUAAUGCAGUUCUAUAUCGGCGGUGGUGCCAUGCUCCUCAUCCUGGCGUUGAUGUACUGGUUCAACAAGUUGCACAAGACCAAGUAUGAGUUCGGCGAGAUGAUUAAUAGGGUCGUGGUGGGCUUUACACUGAUGAUCGUGGGCGUAGCAGCUGUGAUUGGGAAUAAGACGACUAGGGGACUCAAGUUCCAGGCGAGCCACUGGGUCAUCCCGAUUGUGGUGUUGCUUUUUGUCGCUAGUGAG
Cucurbitaria berberidis CBS 394.84 is the source of this 1545-nucleotide messenger RNA. RefSeq lists its product as uncharacterized. The record is from RefSeq and is a predicted model, not a curated record. Lineage: Eukaryota; Fungi; Ascomycota; Dothideomycetes; Pleosporales; Cucurbitariaceae. The transcript has 4 exons. The annotation marks the transcript as partial.